AUGAAGAAGUCACAAUCCCGGUUUGAGAGCAACUAUGAAUUCUCAGAUGAAGAGCGAAUUCAGUAGACUUUAACAAAAAAUAAUACCAAUAUUAAUAAAAACAUAACCAAGAAUCCUAAAUUUCAAAACACCGACUAAAUUCUUAUUCAUUUUGAGUCCCCGAGAAGCCAGAAGAGGAGAGUUACCUUCGAUGAAAGAUGCUAAGUCUACCAAAUCAUUUGA
Messenger RNA from Stylonychia lemnae, 222 nucleotides. Lineage: Eukaryota; Ciliophora; Spirotrichea; Sporadotrichida; Oxytrichidae. The record is from the annotation of a GenBank genome assembly.